UCCCUCCAACUCAUGUUGUUAUACUGAGCAAACUUAUUCGUCUCGAAAUCUGCACCAGAUCGAGCGAAGCAACGCGAGCCGAGCCGGAGGCGUUCGUCUGCCCGGGGUGGCGCCAUGCGGAUCCGUCUCUUCUUCUGAACCGGGCAAGCGCGAGCCGCCUUCUUCCUCGUGCUCGACGGCGGCGACGAGCGUCGGUGGCGGCAUAGCACAGUCCAGCAACGAGCAGGUGAUUCGGCGCCCCGCGACGAGGUUUCAUGUAGGGGAGGGCAACCUGUUCCCAGCCCUCGAUUCCCACCGGAGCGUGCGAAGUCCAGUCGGCAGCAACGGCGACGCCGGUUCAGGCAGCCGCGGGCACGGCAAUGCCGGUUCCUCUUGCCCCUUACCCAACCCCUCCUGUGCCCUUCACACCACCGGCUCCCAAUGCAGGGGCUCAAAGCCAACUUGUCUGCUCCGGGUGCCGGAAUCUGCUCAUGUAUCCUGCCGGCGCAACGUCGGUCUGCUGCGCAGUUUGCAGUACCGUGACCGCUGUUCCGGCUCCCGGGACUGAGAUGGCGCAGCUAGUUUGCGGGGGAUGCCACACUCUUCUCAUGUACAUACGCGGCGCCACAAGUGUACAGUGUUCUUGCUGCCACACUGUCAACCUGGCAAUGGAAGCGAAUCAGGUUGCGCAUGUAAACUGCGGGAGUUGCCGAAUGCUGCUCAUGUACCAGUAUGGCGCGAGGUCCGUCAAAUGUGCAGUCUGCAGUUUCGUCACAUCAGUUGGGGCAUCAUCAGGUGCAGAGCAGAAGCCCAGCAACUGAAGUCCUGCAAGUUCAUACUGAAGGCAGCUUCCUGGAAUAAGGAUGCUUUGAGUGCACAUGUAUAGAGUUCUUCCCAGAAGCAAUCUCUUCCUCCCAUCUCCAUUUCCCACCUUCGUUGGACCUGGCGAGCUUGCGGAAUAAUCAAGAGUUUUUGGUAAUACAUAGUGCUCGAAAUUUGUCGAAUCAUCUGUGUAACUGGAUCAGACAGAUAUAAUGAACCCACCAUGUUUAUGUUCAAUCCUAGCUUCUUUUACA
Messenger RNA from Triticum dicoccoides, 1055 nucleotides. RefSeq names its product protein LSD1. The record is from RefSeq and is a predicted model, not a curated record. The transcript has 6 exons. Bases 360 to 800 code for a protein of 146 amino acids. Lineage: Eukaryota; Viridiplantae; Streptophyta; Magnoliopsida; Poales; Poaceae.